CCCCAAGCUGCACAUGGUUAUUGUCCAAGGUAUAAGUUUCCUCUGGCUCUGAGGGAGAGGAGCAGCAGCCUUUCGCCGACUGACUGUAGCAUGUAGCCAGGAGUUUGUUCUUCACACACUAAUAGACCUAGACUGUUUUAUGUAUGUGAGCUGCAGUUCAAGUGAGAAGUUGCUGGUGAGCGAGAGAGAGCCCAUGGGAUACCUGAAGAAUUCCUACUGUAGUUGUUGGGAGAAAAGUAUGGCUGGAUAUACAGCAGUCGUAAAUUAAUAAGAGACUGUACUGCAGAGAAGAGGGCUGGGACAGUCAGAGGCUUUUGUCGGACAAGUUCUUCACAUCGUCACCAGAGCUGCCUUGAAGAAUCACCAUGAAAGAAAUCUAUUGCGGAUACGAGAACCAGCUCUUUAAAGAGGAGGAUCUUACUGGGGAGGAGGAAGAGAUGACUUCCUUUAGAGGAAGAACCAGAGGUGGCUGUGUCAAAUGCCAGCAGACACGUUCUCUGCAGCUGGCCGUUAAAGUGCUGUACAGUUUCUUUGCCUUCCUCAUCAUAGCAGUGGCAGUGCUGGCAUCACUUGUAUUUAGGAAGGUCGACAGCUUAUCAGAAAAGGAAUCCUUUUAUCAUAAGAAGAUUACCAAGGUCCAGGAAAGUAUACAAGAUCUUAGCACUGCCAGCAACUGCUCGGACUGCUUCAAUGUGGCCCACUUCAGCGAGGAGAUCAGUAGGCUGAAGGGGGAGUUUGAGGACCUCCAGAAGAUGAUCCUGGGUCAGGAGCAGGUCCUGGACCAGGCCUCCCAGACCCAGCAGACCCUGAAGUCAGUCAGCAGCAGGAUGACCCGAGACAUGCAGAACUACUCCCUGUCCAUCAGGCUCAUCAACCAGUCCCUGGAGCGUUACGUACACCAGGUGGCUGGAUGGAAGGCGGUCAUCACCGAGACGGACGAGAGCAUGAAGACUCUGUCUCAGGAUCAGUAUGACCUCAAGGCCACGGUGAAUCAGGUCAACACCACGGUGGCCCUCAGCUCCUUGUGGAUGGACGCCCUGCAGAGGAAGACCGAUGAGGAGACGCUGGUCCUGCAGAAGUUGACCGCUGACUGGCAGAACUACAGCCGGGUGUUGAGCGGUCUGAAGUCUAACUCUAGCACCACCACUCAGAUGGUGAGGAGCAUCCAGAGCGGAAUCUCGGCCACGCACCAGAGGAUCAGCAUGAGCUCGGAGAUAGUGCACGACCUUACCCUGCAGGUGAUGAACCUGCAGAUGCAGCUGGACAACGUCACCUCCUUCAUGGACGAGCACGAGGAGAACAUGCACGACCUCCACUACCACUCCAAGUACUAUGAGAACCGGACGGGCGAGAGGUUCAUCACCAUGGAUGCCCGCAUGAACUCCAUCGAGAUGGAGAUUGACACCAUCUCGUCCAGCAUCAAUGCCACAGUGAGCCACGUGCAGAGCAUGUACAAGUACAUCAACAUUGAGAGCACUUCGUGCCAGACCCGGCUUGGUGGCCACACGGAGGACCUGCACAACCUGAACACAACGGUGCUACUGCUGAUGCACCUGGCUGACACCCUGAGGCAGCAGUACAUGCUGCUGAGCGUCCGUCUAGACGUGGACGUCAGGAACCUGUCCAUGGUCAUGGAGGAGAUGAAGCUAGUGGACACUCACCACACCCAUGUCAUCCAGAACUUCACCAUUCUGAAAGGUGCACCUGGCCCACCAGGUCCAAAAGGCAACAGAGGGGAAGGAGGGGCCAAAGGUCCAGUUGGCCUGACAGGAAACAAAGGAGACAAAGGCCUAGCAGGGAACCGUGGCCCUCUGGGAGAGAAGGGCUUCAUCGGGCCGGAGGGAGCUCAGGGGGAGCCAGGACCAAUAGGAGCCAGAGGCGGAGUGGGAAUCAAAGGGGCGAAUGGUUCUGUGGGCCAGCCUGGCCCCCGUGGAGAAAGAGGAGAGAAGGGAGAUAUAGGUACUGUUGGUAAGGAUGGACUGCCAGGCCCCAAAGGGCCAAUGGGAAUACAGGGCCAAACAGGGCUCCCAGGGGUGCACGGGCUACCCGGUCCAAGAGGAAAGCCUGGGCCUGUUGGUCCACACGGAGCCCCUGGCCCACCAGGCCUACCAGCUUACCCAGCCACAGUGUCUUGAGGGGCCCAUAAGGUCUGAUCACUACAAGGGCAGGAUUAGAUGUACUGUAGUGAUGUACUGGCAGCCUGACAAAGGGGUGGAGUGUAAUUGAAGAGGUUGGAAUGGAUGGAUGGAGCAUGGGAAAGCUAAUUCUCAAGCUUUCCGCUUCAUGUUAGUCCAUUGUUUUCAUUGGACACUCAAUGGACAACCCAUGCUCUUGAGCAUAUACUGUACAGUACACAUAGCCCUAAAUGCAUGUUCAGGUAUGAAGGGAUGUAGAGGAGACUGCAAAAUUGAAGAUAACAUAAAGACUGCAAAAGUACGAGUUAAAAAAAAAUGCAUUGUAAGUUUUCAGUAUCACAUACAGCUGAAUGUAUGUUUGAAGGAACCACAAAACCCUCAUGGGGGCUUCAUAAAGAUCUAGGUUUACAUUGCCAUGCAGUUUCAUGAAGGUACACUUAAAUAAGGAUUAUUUUGUACACACAUUUUUGGAACAUUGACACGUGAAAUUCUGUUUGAUGGCACUUUACUGGUUUUAUAAAGUGUAGAAACUACAGUCUGUUUUUAUGUGUUUGCUUUUGCAUCUUUUAUGUUUCGGAGCAGGUUCUCCUGAAUACUGACUGAAGUUGAGAUGAUUCAACAGGUCAUAGUCAUAAUGGUAAGGGAUGAAUGAAAUUGCUGAAGAACCAAAGGAAUCUGCUUGGGUACGCAACUUUGGAAGUAUUGGGUUUUAGUCAGCAAUUGAACAUUUCCUGAAAUACUUCAAAUGUAUGGUUUUGGAAUAAAUAUCUUUUUACGAGACAUAUUUGGGGUUUUAUACUAAUAUUUUGCUAUGUUACAUUCAGAGUUUUUCCAGAUUUUAAAGUGUAUAUAAUAUACAUCAUGUUUGUUGUGUGUUCUUGUUUCUAUUGUGACUAUUCAUAUGAAUCUCUGCACAUAAUCAGAGUUGUGUGAUGAUAUGUGUAUUUUAACAGCAAAUAGAACAUGUUUUAAAAAAGGGGAAAUGAUGAGACAGACGCUACGUACUGGGCACACACUAGUUGAAUCAACGUUGUAUAGACGUUGAAUUGACGUCUGUGCCCAGUGGGUAUUUUUGUAAACCUGUGUCAUUCUUAUAAACAUUUGACUGGCUUGAAUAGAUGUUCAAUAAAUGCUACCACUCUACUUCACCAAAGUGUAUCGACAUACCACUUUCACAAGUUCUGCUAUUCUUCACAUAUGCAAACCUAUUUUGAACUCCCAUUUGUGUCUGGUAGAAUGUUCGGAUGUAGCUGCCGGGAGAGCCAAUCAGAGUUCUACUCAGUCCAAAAACCCUGAACGGAUAAAGGAGUGGUUUUGCUGAUUAAUUAAGAACAUGCCGUUUUCUCCCUCCAAUAAAGUAUUUUAGGAUUUAGUUAUUCAAACGGU
Messenger RNA from Oncorhynchus nerka (sockeye salmon), 3521 nucleotides. RefSeq names its product scavenger receptor class A member 3-like. Lineage: Eukaryota; Metazoa; Chordata; Actinopteri; Salmoniformes; Salmonidae. The record is from RefSeq and is a predicted model, not a curated record. The coding region runs from base 366 to 2135 and encodes 589 amino acids. The transcript is spliced from 8 exons.